Molecule: messenger RNA, 1290 nt
Organism: Trifolium pratense (red clover)
Lineage: Eukaryota; Viridiplantae; Streptophyta; Magnoliopsida; Fabales; Fabaceae
Product: RING finger protein PFF0165c-like
Exons: 2
Coding region: 161-1078 (305 amino acids)
Source: RefSeq, a predicted model, not a curated record
AUAACCUUGAUUAAAUUAGAAAAGACUCGCGUCAUCUCAUCUAAGGGCUAUUGGGUAACAUAAUGUUGAUUGAAAACAGCUAGCAAUAAAACUUUGCAUUCAAUCUUUCAUAUAGUUCUAUAUAUUAUACUUUUCUCCUCUCAGUAGUUCUUGCAAGUCAAUGAUCAUGAUGAAGGCAAAUAAGCAAAAUUCAUGUUUUAAGCUGAGUUCAAAUAUAAGCACUUUUCUACCUAUCAUGCUGAUCCUUCUUGUCCUCUUGUCAUUUUUCUUUUCAUUUACUUUCCUUCUUGCAAUACCAAUUGCUCUUGUAUCCACUUUGUUUCUUGUCAUAUUGAAAAAGAAACAAGAAUCUAAAAAUAAAAGUGUAGUUCAAGAUAAUCUGUUCAAAGAGAAGCUACAACCCUCAUUUGAUGUUAGUGAGACUGAACUUAAGAACCAACAAAGUGAAAUUGGUGAGAAUCAUGAGGAGGAAGAUGAAGCACAAUUGGAUAUUGAAAGCAGAAAUUUAUUAGUCAUGGAUAAAACUUUUGAGUUCAAUGUUUAUGAAAAUAAGCAACAAGAUGAUUUGAUAUCAAAUUUUUCAUUUCCAUCAGAUAGCGAAAGAAGUAACGGGUCAAUCAUCGGGGAAACUUUUGAGAUUGAUCACAAUGGAUGUCAAAAUAUGAGUAGUCGUGAUAUCUUAACUUCUGACACUGAUGGUGAAGACUAUGAUUGUGACUAUGAUGAUCAAGAUGAAGGAUUUAACGGAAUGAUCGUAGAUACAACUUAUAAUCUAGAUGGCAAAGAUAGCAGUUUACUCUCGUACUUUCCUUCGGUCGAUCCUAUCUUAGAUGAUUAUGAUAACGACGAUGAGGAGGAGGAGGAGGAAGAGGAGGAUAGCUUGAUUGAAAUCGACCUUCCAAGCAGGAACUUGUCUAACUUAACUGAAGAAUCUAAUAAGCAAAAAUCGGAAUCGAAAUUUUCAAGUUUCCUUUCAGAAUCCAUUUACAAGCAGCAAGAUCUCAUGCAGCUUUUAGCAGAAAUGAAUGAGAUGAAUGAGGAUGAUCAAAACUUAAUUGAGAUUGAUAUUUCCGUGUGAUCCAUUAAUAGUAAAGAUUUGAGAUUGAAGUAGGAGUUUUGAAUAUUUAGAAAAUCAAUGUGUUCCUAAGGAAGAUUUUGUGUUUGUCUAUUAUCUUGACAUUUUGAUUCAGAGGAAUUGGUAGUAGCAAGAUUGUGUUCCUUGCUUACCAUUUUUUUGACAUUUUUAAGUUUCUUCACUUACAAAUUAAACUAUGAGGUGCUUUUGUGAAA